AUGGCGGGCGAUACAGGUUCGGUGAACCUCUCUGUAGGUCACCGCUUGAAGCAGUUUAACAGCACGAUUCUGUUCAUCAUGCUGUACAUGUGCAGCUGCGCCUUCAACUUUGGUUACGACGUUGGCAACUUUGGAGGAGUCCAAGGCAUGCAGAGCUUCGGCAAGCGGUUCGGUCAAUGUGAUCCUACAACAGGCACCUGCAAACUUCCCCCGUGGUUGUCUUCUCUUAUGACGUCUUUGCCCUUCCUGGGUAAGGCUCUGGGUGCCAUUGCUUGUGGACCGAUUGCCGAGCGAUAUGGACGCAAGAUCGGUGUUCUUCUGCAGACAACUGCAAGGUCGAGUGCACAGUUCACCGUGGGCAGAUUUAUCAGCUUCGGCAUGACGGGAAUGACCAUCGUGGUUGUCCCGAUCUACCUGGCCGAGACCUCUCCCAAGGUUCUGCGUGGAAUGAUGACAUCUACGCUGCAGCUGAUGAUUGUUUUUGGCCAGCUGAUUGCCUCGUUGGUUACUUUUGGAACUCAGCACAUCUCUGGUGACAAAGGCUGGCAAAUUCCCGUUGGUCUUCAAUUCAUUGCUCCGGCAUUCAUUGUAGCACUGCUUCCUCUUGUUCCUGAAUCUCCGCGAUGGCUCCUAACCCGAAACCGAACUGAAGAGGCAAAAGUUUCCCUGCGAAGACUCUACAAGAACCACACCGAAGCCGAAAUUGAGCAGGAAAUUGACAUUCUCCGUCAUGCUCACUCUACGGAGGAAAAGGGCCCGUGGUCAGAGGUGUUCAACAAGGAAAACCGAAAGCGUACCAUGGUUGCUGUGAUUGCCAUGUUUGGCCAGCAGAUUACCGGACAGGCCUUCUCCAGCCAGUAUUCCGUUGUGUUCUACCAGUCUCAGGGCUACAAGAGCCAGGCUUUCCUAUUCAACAUCUUGAGCAACGUUACUGGCCUCGUCUGUCUCAUUGCUACUUGGUUUAUGAUUGACCAGGUUGGCAGACGCCCAAUGCUAAUGAUUGGUGGCUCGGGAAUGGCCAUCUUCCUGUUCAUUGUUGGCGGUGUUGGACUUGAGAAGCAUCCCAAUGACUCUGAGAGAGGAGCGUUAGUGGCUUCUUUCAUCUUAUUCACUUGCUCUUACAAUCUCUCAUGGGCGCCAGUGUCAUAUGUUGUGGUGUCCGAGGCGGCCUCUACUCGUGUCAAGGAAAAGACCAAUCUCUUUGCAUCCGUCAUUUCCAUCAUCACCACAUUUGUCACCUCGUUCACAAUCCCUUAUCUGCUCAACGCGCCGUAUGCCGCAUUGGGUGCUAAAGUUGGCUUUAUUUAUGGCUCCAUCAACUGGGUGAUGGUUGGUGUAGCCUACUUCUUUAUUCCUGAGAUGAAGGGACGAAGUCUCGAAGAAGUUGACGAACUUUUCGCAUCUGGAGAAUCCCUGCGAAAUUUCAGCAAAGCCAAGGUGACUCCUACAGCUACCUAUAUUGAGGAUACAGCCAGAAAGGAGCCGGGCUCUGGCGAGGCUUAG
Trichoderma aggressivum f. europaeum is the source of this 1503-nucleotide messenger RNA. RefSeq lists its product as uncharacterized. The transcript has 5 exons. Bases 1 to 1503 code for a protein of 500 amino acids. Gene Ontology annotation, molecular function: carbohydrate:proton symporter activity. The record is from RefSeq and is a predicted model, not a curated record. Lineage: Eukaryota; Fungi; Ascomycota; Sordariomycetes; Hypocreales; Hypocreaceae. Gene Ontology annotation, cellular component: membrane. Gene Ontology annotation, biological process: carbohydrate transport; transmembrane transport.